This is a messenger RNA of Anopheles coluzzii, 8795 nucleotides long. RefSeq names its product homeobox protein engrailed-2b. NCBI's taxonomy places the organism in Eukaryota, Metazoa, Arthropoda, Insecta, Diptera, Culicidae. The transcript is spliced from 2 exons. The record is from RefSeq and is a predicted model, not a curated record. Gene Ontology annotation, molecular function: DNA-binding transcription factor activity, RNA polymerase II-specific; RNA polymerase II cis-regulatory region sequence-specific DNA binding. Gene Ontology annotation, biological process: cell differentiation; regulation of transcription by RNA polymerase II. Gene Ontology annotation, cellular component: nucleus. Bases 4454 to 5293 code for a protein of 279 amino acids.
GUAUAAUAUGAAUAAAUAUGAACCAUUUAUAUUAAUUCAUGUUUGUAUGGAAAAAGAUUAUACAAAAUUUAAAAAUAAUGCUAUAGUUUAUAUUGAAGGAGAAAACAAAAUUGUGUAUAUUUUAAAACUAUCAAUAAUUGAUCGAUGUUUCAUCAAUCAGUAUAAUAGGAAGUAUUUUUGUUUAGUGCAAAAUAAAGCUUAAAUUACCAUAAUACACAUAAAUAUGAUGCGAAUCGAGAAUAUGGAUCACUCGUGAAUAUGGAAACAAAAUUGCAUUAAUUCACAUUUAUUCUUAAAAUAACCGACGGAUUUUUUACGCCCUUUGCUUUAAAAGGGACUGAAUUGUGUACGCCCAUGAUGCCCAUCAUGGGUUCAAGACCCAUGUGAACUAAGUUCUCCCAUAAGCAAACAAUAACUAAUCCUAGUGCUAUAUACCACUUUAAAGCCAACAGAGACCGACUAAUAUUAUCGCACUAAUCAAAAAUAGAUCGAGAAUAUACAAAAUAUUGUCAUUCCAAAAAACGGUGCAAUAGUGGCUAAUCGUAUUUUUCCUUUGGAUAUUGACCUUAUCACGGGCAUGUUCAGUUGAAAUGACGUCAUUUGUGAGCAGAAUUUCAAUCCCGCUGUAGCGAUUUUUAAAGACCAUUGAACUGCAACACUAUUGUAAGAUAGAAAACACUAAGUAAUGUUCACAAAACGGUAAACUCAUGCUUUAAUACUGUUUUUGAACGUAAUGAGCAAGGAAGUGAUUGUUUGAAAAGAACAGUUACAACACACAACAGAACUCGAAUGUCUACAACAUGCCUUGGAGGCGCAUGUAAAAAAAAUGGACAUACUUCAGUCUCAACCAUUCAAGGAUCUCGAGAUCGAAGCCGAUCAAUGGUUGAGCGCAGCUAAUGCCCAUCCAAUCUGUACACAUCCGCUUUGCCACUUCACCAUAUAAAGAACAAUCCUUCGGCUGAAUGGACGGAUUGUGUACGUCUUGAAGUGUACUGGUAUAGUCCGCCCAGGAUACACACAAGCUGGAAAGCAACCAAAUGCUCGCCGUAGAGCGAGCCAAAAACGGCCACAGUACGGCAAAAGGACAUCCUGAAGAUCGCAUUGUUUGGCCGGGCUAAGGAAACGGUUUAAUCUCUCCCAUUCAUCCUUCAUUUACGGUGACAAUCCGUUUGCUAAUAGUUGGUACCCCCGAACGUCUUUCGUCCAUUCGACAGUGGCGCAGUUUCCGUUCCCAAUCCCUUUUUGCCAGCUUCCAAUGCGGGUGCCGCAAGCCCAGAGCAGUGCACACUCGUCAUAAGCAAGGACACUGUUUACCCAGCAAGGUGGGGCACAAUUCGCUAAAGCUAACAAAAGUAAAUCAAAACAAUCGUAAACAAGCCCAGCCAGCAGCACCACCGAUCCGUCGUCCGGCGAGGUGUGCCCCGUUCGGUUCGGCCGACCGUCGGACGACCAUUCCGACCUCCCGAAACUUUUACCCCUUUUGCGGACAGAUCUCUUCGGUCCUUGCGCCUCGAAAUCUUGAGCUAAGCUGGCAGCUUUGGUACUUGAUGCCAGUGCCAGCUUUAUCAGCAUGUCUCGAACGGUAGCCACCUUGCUGCGUGAAUGGUCUACCGGACGGGCCGGACGGGCCUCUGGCGGGUGGCAAUGUUUCGAAUGAUUACAAGGAUCGCUUGCAAAACAAACCACACUAAGCACCACAAACACGGUCCCACGGACUGUGGGAAGGUGGGCUGCGGGAUAAUCCAUCCAUCUGUGGGUGUGCGGCCAACCGCUCCCCGGGCAAAGCAAAGCCCCUGACCACGGCUCACGUGUCUGUGCCGAUUUUUAUUUCAUUAGCCUUUUCAAGUGUGCGCCUCGACGGCGUGGUGGAAGCGCAUGGAUGUUCUUCCAGAAACAACAACACCGAUCGAAGCAGGCGUAGCAACGAUCCACCGAAAAGGGAUGCGGAGGGCUCUUCGCUUGCUGAGAUUAUCCUAUACUGCAAGACACAAAGCCGGCUUUGUUUGUGCUGGAUCAUGGUGCUGGUGGAAAAACGAUCGUUCGCCACAGCACGUAUGGUCAGCGUCUCGAUCGUGUGCUGCUGCUGCCCGUUUGUGUUUAUGCUCACAGUAGGGACUGUUUUCCUUCGUUUCAUUUCAAGCCAAAUGAUGGGUAAGGUUUUGCGGCGGCGAAUUAUGUAAUAAGGAUUAGCAUUAGCAUCCCACUGUGCGUCGAGAGCGGCCGCUGCCGCUGCUGCUGCGGUUCGAUUGAUGCGGGACGGUUGAGAACGACGGUUGAGCACGUAAUACGGUGGCACUCCUUCGACGGGGCGGUAUGGGUGGGGUAUGUAAAUAUGUUAUUAAGCGGGGUAAGAUCAACCAACCUGACUUUAUUGUUGUUACAUUGUGCAGCUGUUAUUUGAAGUAAGAUGCCAAAUGUAAUGAACUAGUAUUGAUGUUUUGAUUGAAUUUUGGGCCAUUUUUUAACACGAGUAAUAUAAGUUCUAAAAAGAGACUUUCUUCUAAGCUGUAUUGUGAGCUUCUUUGGAAAAAGAGCAUUUCAAAUUACUUACCAACUUUCAAUUUCUUUGGUCGUUUGAAGGUUGCAGGUCAACCUUUGAAUGAAAAUUCUAAAAAGAUACGGUUGAUUUAGUGAGUUUUGUAAGUCAUAAUGUACUGUCCAUAAUUUUUAGCAAACAUACACGAAAUUACAAGUAUUAAAUUGAAGUGGAUAGCAAUACGCCCGAAGCCGUUCUUUUUGAAUCGAAAAAAAUUAAGCGGACAAAGUUUUAAAAAAUAGUUAAUGUUGGCCAGUAUACUCCAAGCACACUAUAAUACAAUAUUUUUCUAUUGAUUGUACAUAAUCUAUCCUUUAUUGUUGACGUAAGGCAAAAUUUUGGUUAAAACAAGCAUCGCUUUAAAAAUGAAAAAUGGAAUUAAAAAAUCGUAAAUACUUUGGUGAAGUACUCAAGAGUUCAAAAGAAUUAUCUCGAAAAAAAUUGGAUAAGCAGCUCACUCAUAUGAAAUAGAUGCCUGCAGGCGCUUAGUGACGAGAUGGAUUAUGAUAAGAUUUUCCAAGAACUAAUUGAAAAUAAUUUUCACAAAUACACAUAAUAAUUACUUAAUUAUAUGCUAAUUACUUAAAGCAAUCACAAAAACCUCUUCCUUUACCCUUUAGUACUGUAAUCUAAGGCGUACAGUCCAAUCUCGAGGCGAUAAGGAUGUAGUUUUUGGCUUAUUUCAAGCAAACCGUUUUAUAUACUUUGUACUUGUACUUACGUACUAACGUUUCUAGAUUACUUUAAGUACAUUUUAUACAAAUAUCUUGAUACUUACUCCAGCCGUUUACUCUAGCUUCAUUAUCCAAGACUUGUCCUGCAGGCAGAUACAUGAUCUUUGCACCGGAAAUUAAACUGUUACUGUACUGCAAGUCACGAUUAAUAUGUGCAAGUCCUUUUGCGCUUUAGUUCUAUCUGCUACCGUUCUAAUCCUACACCGAACGAUCCCAACGAUUCGCUCCAAAAUCGCUCUCUCCAUUAGCUAAUAAUGUCAACCCCUAGGAUCAUCUAAUAACACGAUACUUGUAUACCUCAAUUUCGGGACAAUAUUAUUAAAAAUUAGUCUGAUGUUGUCGUCAAAAAAGGUCCAAAUUAACCCACCCAGCUUCUGUCCCAUUAUGCCGUAUUUUAACGUUUACAAACACACCGCAGCCGCCGUCCGCCAUCAUCGCCGGCUGCAAUCUUUCCGCCUGUUGAUAUAAUCCAUCUCAAGUGUCCUUAAACAAAAAUCGAAAAGGACGAUCUGUCUCGUGGAUGGAAUAAAGAAGAAAAAACGCUAGUCAUUUAUGCAAUUGUCAUUUAAUUAUCAACCACAGAAACUGAUGAGAAACGGAUUGGUUGCUAAAAUGGUGCGCGAAGAAGAAGAAACAACGGGAAAAACUAGAAAGAAAUCAGAGUCGUUCGAAUCCGUUUGUCUGUUUGCGGCGUCCUUCAUAUCCUUCAUUUUCUGCACAAAAAGGGAAGCGACAAGAACGGGGAAGUAGGAAGACCUGGCAUACCGCAACCAGCAGCAAGCGGGAAAACGCAUAAGGGGGAAGAAUUCGACCGCACACACGCACGGUGUCCUCGAUCCUUCCUCUGCUCCGGGAUAAAGUGGGAGGAGUUUUGGUUUGGCUCUGUGUACCCCUCACCAUUGCUGGCAAGUUUUGGUCCCGAUUUGUGGGCAAAGGGAGGGAAAGAGGGCGUAAAUAUUUGGACAGGGAUUCAAUUUCACCAAAACAAUCUCCACGAAAAGGCGGCAAUCUCGGCAAUGAAAAGAGAAGGCAGAAAAUAAAAAGGAUGUGAUCGGGCGCUACCGGCGUUCAGUGUGUGAUCGGUGCGGAAAGGAACCGGACCUCCGUGGCGAGUGAAUGCGUGUGUCUAUGUGUGUGUGUUGUUGGCAGCAGGACUACCACCAACUGCAUCAGUGUAAUUAUAAUGGCGGCUUCGAGUUGCAAGAGUGUGGCGCCCUUGCGGCAGAGUGACUUCAGUAUCGAGCAUAUCCUUACGCGUGCUGGCGAACGGUACAGCAAGCGGCGCAAACUAUCGAACGAAGUAGGCGGCUGUCGAAAUUGUUGCUCCACUAACAGCAGCAGCAGCAGCAGCAACAGUAGCCCAAGAAGUGUGCGUAGUGAAGAGGGCGAAGGUGAUGAUAAUGAUAAUGGUGGACGUUUGCGUGACGAACCCGGUACGGAGGCAGACGAGGAACUCGACGAAGAGAUCGACGUGGGACAAUCCGUGAUGCAGCAUCCUGGGCAGGAGGCUGGAUUUUUACCGACGGCACCCAGUUGCGGUAUGCCCACGUUCGAUUGGCUCUACUACACACGGUAUCAUCCACCGAAGCUACCACGUCCUCAGAAAACGGGUCCAGUCAAGCGAACGCCCGGACGUUUGCCGCGUGUACCGUUUACGCCUGCCCAGCUGAGCGCACUGGAGGACGCGUACAAAGUGUCCACCUACCUGAGCUCCGAGGAAGCGAACCAGCUCGCCUACAGUCUCGAGCUGACCAACACGCGGGUGAAAAUUUGGUUCCAAAAUCGGCGCGCCCGAGAUCGGCGCGAAAAGCGGGAAGCAUCAUUGAUAACCGGUGGGGCGGCGUCCACGUUCACCUCCGAAUCGCACCCAACGCACUGUACGUUGCUGCCGCCACUGUACGCCACUGUAGGAAGUGCGGCUAGCGGUUCCCGUACCGGCAGCCAUCCUUCGUCGCCGUCCAGCGUGGAAGCGUCUGCCGGCGGUCGGCAGAGCCGAAGUCCUACCACGGACCGAAGCUAUUAGAGCAGCAGAGAGAGGUUUGAAAAGCAAACUGUUUUAGAGGCUACCACGGGAGGGUUUAGCACGUUUUUUUUUUGUGAUACCUGCGAUCUACGAGACCUGUGCGCGAUCACGAGUGAUCGAAACGCGAAACGGGACACUUUUGUACAGUGAUUAUGUGAAUAAGAUUUUUGGCUAAGAACAUGCACAUUAGUGGAUAAUAUAAGUGAGAAGAAGUGUGGUGAGAGAGUGCUGAGAUCGUGUUUACCAAGCAGCAAGGUUUUUGGAAUAAAAAAAGAGAUUAUUUACACGCACUAAGCCAAGUUUGUUCUUUGUAUUAAGCAUAAAGGCCAUUGGGUUCAAAAUACAAAUUUUAAAAAUUAAUUAUUUACUUAUGCUUAUUUUAUUCAUGGACGCAACGAAGGAAUAUUUUAAAAAAUGUCUCUCUCUCUCGUAUUGGCCUGCUCACGAUAGAGCACGUCGAUGUGACAUGGCCCGGUCAACAGUUAUUCUCCAGGAUGCUCGGUCCCUGGCUGCAGCCUCUCAUCCAUGCAGACAUCCGAUCUCCGUCAGGUCUCGCUUCAUCUGUUCCAGCCAUCGAGUUCGCUGUGCUCCCCUGCGCCUUAUGCCGAACUGGGGAUCGCUAUCGAACACCUUCUUGGUGGGGCAUGAGUCCGGCAUCAUCAUGACAUGCCCCAGCCAUCGUAUCCUGCCAGCCUUCGCCAUCCUCAAGAUGCUCAGUUCGCCGUAUAGCUCAGCAAGCUCGAGGUUCAUCCUUCUCCUCCACGCUCCAUGCUCGAACACACCGCCAAAGAUGGUCCGGAGGAUGCGUCGCUCUAACACGCCCAGAGCGUUUGCAUCCUCCGCAAGGAUGGUCCAGGAUUCGUGCCCAUAGAGGACCACCGGGCGAAUCAAUGUACGAUAUAUCUCACAUUUGGUGCGGGCUUGAAGUCUUGUGGAUCUCAGCAGUCGGUGAAGCCCAUAGUAUGCACGAUUCUCCAGCACAAUGCGUCUCCGGAUGUCGCUGCUGAUGUCGUUGUUCGAACUAACGACCGUCCCGAGAUAGCAAAACUUCUUUACCCCCACGAGACUGUCGCUGUCAACUAAUACACUGCUUCCCAGAUGGUCUGAGUCACCGGCAAGCAGGUACUUCGUCUUCGUCGCAUUGAUUCUCAAUCCAAUUCUUGAUGCUUUGCUUGAGUCGGGUGUACGCCUCACACACCUUCGCUGUUGUCCUGCCGAUGAUGUCGAUAUUAUCCGCGAAGCCAAGAAAUUGGAGAGAUCGGUAGAGGAUCGUGCCACGGAUGUCGUUGUCUAGUCCCGCGCCUCGAGUGACACCUUCCAGGGCGAUGUUGAAGAACAGACAGGAGAGUCCGUCACCUUGCCUCAGACCCCUGUGAGAUUCGAACGAUUCCGACGUCAAGUUCGAUACUCUCACCUUGCACUGCACCCUGUUCAUGGUGGCCUCUAACAGCCGGAUCAACUUCCCAAGGAAAUGGUACCGCUGCAUGAUGCUCCAUAGCUCCUUCCGGUCUAUGGUGUCGUAGGCCGCCUUGAAGUGGAUGAACAGGUGGUGCGUUGGGAUCUGGCGCUCUCGGCACUUCUGGAGGAUCUGCCGUAGAGUGAAAAUUUGGUCGGUGGUGGAUUUGUCUCCAACAAACCCAGCUUGGUAGCUGCCGACAAAAUUUGUAGCAAGGGUAAAAAAUGUCAUCAUCACCGGUAAUAAAAUAAAAUAAUUUAAAACCAUCUUUUUACUUAUUAUUUCUUUUAUAGCAUUUACUUUGAAUUCCUUUUGCGGUACCAUAAUUAUAAUAUUUUUUGUUUUAACACAUCGCUUUCCUUUCUGUUGUUGUUAUUGUUGCAGACAGUGGAUUGAAUUGAAUAAAAACAUCUUUGAAAACUUAUCAAUUAAAUCUACCCUCCCACCCACCCACUUUCUAGGCCUUUUUGCUUGGGGCUGCUUCAACCAUGUUUCUUCCCCUCUUGUUUCAAACGAAGGGACGAGCGUGGGAGGGGGAUAGGCUGGGCUGGGUAGCCAAUGGGGGGGAUAAAAAUUCUGGCAUAGUGUCUAUGCAGUAAACAUAGGACAGAAUUAUACUAAAAAUAUUUUGUAUAAAAAUUAGCAUUAAAACCUUACAUACUGUUUAAGCCUUCCAGUGUAUGCUGCAGUGAAUAUACAAUUGCUCCACUGUCGGUGGCACUCUGAAAUCAUGCUUUUUUUAAUUUACACAAUGUUGAAGCUAUUUGUCACAAAGUGUAGCACUUUAACGAUCGAUAUGUAAAAACCCAAACUGUCGUUUCAAACAAAUGUGCUUAAAAAAACGCAGUUUGUCCACCACUGAGGAGACGCCGCAGUGCGUCCGCGUUCAAUUGCCGGGUAGUAGCACUGGGGGAGGUCACUCAUCGAAUAGCAUCGUAUCAUUUUUACACGAUACAGGUAUUUUAAACAUAACCUAAACGAUGGGUAAGGGGGGGGGGGGGGGGGUUGGGGGAUGGAUGUUAAGAAAAAACAGAACAAACAAACAAAGGAAGAAGCAAAAAAAUCAAACUGUUGUUAACGUUACGUUUACAUUGUUUCCGUUUUGCAGGAAGUCUUUUGAUCUGCUGCAGCCUCGUUCCGCUGCCCGGCACGCUUCACUGGCCAUAUCCAUAUCAAUCCCACAACACUGAGCAAAAGUGGUUUGUUUAGUUUGUUGUUCUGUUUUUAAUCGACACGUUCGUUACGAUAAGCUAUGUUCCUUUCCUUGCAGCAUCAUAUGCCACUACAUUGUGUGUUGAGCGAGCGCCCGCUGUCGGUCGCUCUCACCUUGCGAGCCUUCUGUAAGCCCUUUUCCCGGGCAGUCCUUUAAAACACAUACACACACACAUGCAAUAUUGAACAAGUUUCUAUCUAUUAUGCGCUGUGCACUUUUGUUUUGUUUUUUUUUUUAUGGUACAAGUGUUAUCUUUUCACACUGUACAUUUUAGUGUUUAGCCUUGGUGUGUAGUGACGCAAGAUUGAGUUGCCUCUUUGUCUAAAUUAUAUGUUUAUGCACACUUCUUUAGCUUGGUUUCAGCCCAAUAGCUGCACAGUCCAUUUACCAGUGCAGUAGGUAAAUGGUUAAAUAAGCGUCGUAAGCUGUUAAUAAUUCGGCUUCUUUGUGUUUUUGCUUUGUUUGCGCAUCCUUACCAUUGUUCUCUAUUGUUUUGCGGAGGUUGGGGAGUUUUGGGGGGGUCCUUUAGGCUUUGAUUCUUUUCACUUCACAUUAUCCAUCUCUCUCACUCUCUUUAUAGCUCUCUGUGUGCCUGUGUGGAGGCUUAUUUCGGUUACAAUACGUUGUGCGUAGGCUUUGCCACUAAACUAUUUCGCUCUUGCCUUUGGGGGGAACUUCUUGUGAAGCUGCUUUACAUUUCAUUUAUUUUGAUUUUUCUUUUCUUCUUCUGUUUACAAACAAUACACACACACACAUACACACCGAUAUAUGUAUAUAUUGUAAAUGGGCUCUAGGCUGGGUGGGCACGCAGACACUUGUGGGAGUUGGUUUUG